Molecule: messenger RNA, 2612 nt
Organism: Lampris incognitus (smalleye Pacific opah)
Lineage: Eukaryota; Metazoa; Chordata; Actinopteri; Lampriformes; Lampridae
Exons: 8
Coding region: 135-1241 (368 amino acids)
Source: RefSeq, a predicted model, not a curated record
CGAAAGCGUUCGCAUGGGACGCGGGACUGUCACUCGCGGCGGAAAAAAAAAUGUCACUCGCGGCGGCGUCCAUCAACAGAAUGUUCAGGACUCACUCGCGAGGGACUGUGUUGACAAUACUCUGCUCUUGAAAGAUGACUGACGAUCACACUUACGCAGCAACUCUGAGUUCGCCGGACACAAACAACAACAGUACGAUCAGGCAUGGUGGUUGGAUCUGCUCAGGACAAGCCAACAUAGAGGAGUACCCACAGUUGAAGGUUUGGCUACCAAAUCAAUACAGGUACCAUGCCUGCCAUUUUGAAGUGGUUCCUUCAUUGGGAGACCAUACUGCUUUUGAUGCCACUGUACGGGUAGAUGUUGGCACUGUGGAACAGGCCCAGGAGUGGCUGAUCAAAUUAAAAGAAUCAUCGGGGGUGACAUGGAGGGUGGAUGUUACCCGACCUAGGUUGGGACGCCGUGUGCUAUUAAAGGCAAGUUACAAGUGCCAGCGCAGGGUGAAUGUAAAAGCUGCAAACAGCAGGACAUCCACUAAAAACACCUGCUGUCCAGCGAAGAUUCAUAUCCUGUUGAAGUGUGCUAGUGGGCAAAUGAGCAAGACCAAAGACCCACACAUGCCCGACUUUCCAUUUGAGGUGCGGAUAGUGAAUCGGCACAAUCAUAAUUUAUAUGUUGCUGAUGCCCUCCGCCACCGAGAUGUGGGAGAGAAGGCGAAAGAAAUCUUGACAGGGCUAUUUGAAAUUGGCCACAGUCCCACUUCUGCCCUGGCAGUACUUAAACAUGAUCUGCAGAUGGAAUAUGGAGAAAGGUUUUUGUAUGCCUCAGCAAACAGGGAGAUAUGCCCAGACCUUCCCUAUGUGCAAAGACUGUUCCACAAGGUAUGUAGGGCAGAAUACGGGGCUCAAAAAUCUCUUGUGGAGGACAUGAUAGAGGACUUGAAAAGACGCGGCCAGGAUCCCAUCUUCUCUGCAGGGCUAAUAGCAAUGGCUAAGCAGUACCACCUCCUGAAGGCCAACCCCUCCAAACUGCUGUCAGCCAUCCACACUUUUGGAAAGUCUUGCAGCCUGACAAGCAAAAGAGCUGCCACAUUAAGGCGGGCUGCCAGACGUCAAGCCACCGCUGUGGCACACAGGAAGUUGGGUGCUGGCUCAAAGAGGCAGCAUUCAGAUGAGCACCCUGUGAAAUGUCAUAGCCUGAGUACAUCAGUGGCUUUCAGCACCACCCUUGCCAAAAAGCACUAAUGAACCCCUCCCCAGAGGCAGAACAUUGUUCAACAGUGCCCCUCCACCCCCCUCUGUGUUUGUGUCUCGUGUCUUUCUUUUCUUUCUAACAGUCUUUGUCUCAUCUUACUAACAUGCCACUCGUGGCCUGUACCUUGGUAUGUUGAGUGGGCUUUAUACCAAAUCAGGCCACAAGGUGUGUCUUGUGUCAAAUGUUGAAACCUAGAAAUUAUGUUCCUGUCCCUCAAAUCUGCGUGCACAAGUGCAUAUUAUUCUUUUUUUUUACCGGAAACCACAUGCAAAAACAAACUUAUGAGUAAUCGCCACCACAUCAAAACAUAAUAGACAAUAAAGGUUUUCUAUUCCAUACAAGUAGCGAUUUUAAUGCAAUUCUUUCCUCAGGCUUCUCGGUCAAGCUUGUUUGGACAGUCAGGUUGCAGAAGUGCAGCACAAUUCCUCGUCAUAUUCCUAUGACCCCCCUGCCUCUUUCCUGUUUAAUAUCUGUAUAAUUAUUAGUGAUUAUAGAUAGCGAUCCAAUGAAUUACCUGUCCCUAUUUUUAAUUGUCCCCAUAUUUAUUCAAAUUGCCCCAAUUAUUUAAGACCUAUUUUUGGUAAUUUCAGACAAUAAUAUCUAAUGUUUACUUACAGUAGGCUACAGUAGGCUUUGUCUUAGGUGGUGCCAGGAGCUAAUUGGAGGACUCGCCAGAUCUAUGACAUCUUUAAUUUAUGCAGGAUAAUAAAGCUGUUGUAUGUUGUAUAUUUCUUUGAGUCUCCUUUAAUCCACUAAAUUAUAAAUGUACAAUGCAGACAACCAAUUGCAUAAUGUAGCGAGGACUCCCUGUCUUCCUGUCUCUUUCUCUCCUCCUUUGGAAUUUCCCCAGAGAUAAGUAAGCAUUCUUUUCAUGUACUAAUUGGGUUUGCAAAGUGGCCUUCAUCCCUUCCCACAUAAAGGUGGUAAAUUGACAUCAACCAGACCAGAGGACCUUCCAAAGGAAUCAUGUUUUUGACGUGAUGAUCCAGUUUAUAUAGCAGGACACGAGAACACGUAAUGUUCUAACAGUGAAGAUAACCUUUUCAGGUUAUCGUCACCGUUGAUCAUAAGGAGUUAAUCCCAUCUCCCCCAAGAGAAUAACUUUUUCACAGAAGAGGAAAGAAUUUUCUCAUCUCAUCAUUGGUGAAUAAGGGAGUUGUGUAUUCGAGGUUAAACAUGUUUUCUCUUAGGACAAUGACUUGAAUUAAUCAAGUGGAGUUUCAUUCUCUCCUCUCUGUCUCUCCCUGACUCUAACAAACUUAUCCACACACAAACGAGCAAAUUACAUCCUCAAAAAACCCUCUCUGUAAUGUGCCAGAGGUUGGUGACCUUAUAUGAGGUCAUAAAUAAAAACUUCACUU